Menidia menidia (Atlantic silverside) is the source of this 1068-nucleotide messenger RNA. Lineage: Eukaryota; Metazoa; Chordata; Actinopteri; Atheriniformes; Atherinopsidae. The record is from the annotation of a GenBank genome assembly.
UAAACCAUGAAGGCAUCACUGAAGGGGGCGUGGCUUGUCCAAACUAAGCUAGCAGAUUAGGAAGCGUUAAGAGCCGCUUCUGGUGGCGUUUUACAGCCUCAGCGAGUUGCCGAUCCAAGCUGAACCGUUGCCAUGACUACCCUGGAUGACAAGCUGCUGGGGGAGAAGCUGCAGUACUACUACAGCAGCAGCGAGGAUGAAGGCAGCGAGGACGAGGACGGCGAGCCCAAAACCAUCAGGGAGGCCGGAGUCGGGGAGCCGGAGGUGGAGUUCAGCGCAGACGGGAGCUCCGUCAAUACGGGGAGGAAUGGAUGGAUGACUGAAUGGGUGGAGGGGAAGUACAAGCAGCUGGAGGUGGAGCAGAAGCAGGAGCAGAAGCAGGAGAUGGAGAAGCUCAUCAAGAAGCUGUCCAUGACCUGCCGCUCAGACCUGGACCUGCAGAAGGACCAGGACAAGCAGCGCGAGCUGCAGGACAAGAUUAAGGGCAAGAUGACCAUGCAGGAGUACAGCAUGCUCCAGGAGCAGGAGGACGACGAGGACUUCCUGCGGCGCUACCGCUCGCAGCGCAUGGAGGAGAUGCGGCGGCAGCUGGCCGGCGGCGGCGGCGGCGGCGGCAGGCGCUUCCAGCGCGUCUUUGAGCUGCGCGGCGGCCAGGACUUCCUGGAGGCGCUGGACGGGGAGGCGGCCGGCACGCUGGUCAUGGUGCACAUCUACGAGCCGGAGGCGGCCGGCUGCGAGGCCAUGCGCGGCAGCCUGCUGUGCCUGGCGCGCGAGUACCCGCUGGUCAAGUUCUGCAGCGUGCGCAGCGCCGCCAUUAGCACCAGCGCGCUGUUCAGGGCCAGCGCGCUGCCCGCCCUGCUGGUCUACAAGGCCGGAGAGCUCAUCGGGAACUUCGUGCGGCUGACCGACCAGCUGGGCGAGGACUUCUUCGCCGUGGACCUGGAGGCGCUGCUGCAGGAGUACGGCCUGCUGCCCGACAAGCCGCCCGCCACGCGCAACGGCGCCAUCGUGCAGGGGGCCAAUGCCGUCGCUAGCGACGACGACGACUCCGACCUGGACAUCGACUAG